This is a messenger RNA of Spathaspora passalidarum NRRL Y-27907, 378 nucleotides long. RefSeq lists its product as uncharacterized. Bases 1 to 378 code for a protein of 125 amino acids. Lineage: Eukaryota; Fungi; Ascomycota; Pichiomycetes; Serinales; Debaryomycetaceae. The transcript has a single exon. Gene Ontology annotation, cellular component: mitochondrial intermembrane space; mitochondrion. Gene Ontology annotation, biological process: mitochondrial respiratory chain complex II assembly; succinate metabolic process. The record is from RefSeq and is a predicted model, not a curated record.
AUGCGUUCAACAGCUGUAAGAUUAGUUAGACAACGCCGUCCAACAAGAAAUGAAUCUCCAUUACUUCCACCAUUAGUAUUAUACCGUAGUAUAUUACGAGCACAUGUUCAUAAAUUGCCCAAGGAUCUACGUUCAUUGGGUGAUCAUUAUGUUAAGGAUGAGUUCAAAGCACAUAAGAAGAUAGAUAAUCCUUUACAUAUUGUUGCAUUUUUAACCCAAUGGCAAGAUUAUUUACGUCAAAUAGAUCACGGUAGUUGGUUACAUAAUAAAUUAAAACAUGAGGAUUUGGAAAAAAUGUCCCCUGACCAAAUUGGACAACUUUAUGAAUUAAUGAAAGCAGCGAAAAGAGUUGAUGAAGAUGGCGAACAUACAGAGUAA